AUGGCGCCGGGGGCGGCGCGGAGGGCCCGGCGCCGGGCUCGGGGCGCGCCGCGGGCCCGCUCGGCCGAGGACUGGUGGUGGGACCGCCUGGCGCCCAGCGGCUCCGGCUACCACCUGCUGCAGGCGGACAGCGUGCUGCUGGUGCUGCCCGGCCCGGAGCCCGCCCGCCCGCGCGCCCGCGCCCGCGCCCGCGCCCGCGCGCCCCGCCGCGCCCCGCGCCCGCCGCUGCCCCGCGCCCGCGCCCGCGCCCGCGCCGCCCCGUCCGCGCCGGCCCCGGGCCCCGACCCCGGCUGGGGCGACCGCCUCCCCUUGGAAAUCCUCGUGCGCAUUUUCGGGCUGCUGGUGGCGGCCGACGGGCCCGCGCCCUUCCUCGGCAGGGCAGCGCGCGUGUGCCGCCGCUGGCGCGAGGCCGCCGCCCAGCCCGCGCUCUGGCACACGGUCACCCUGUCGCCCUCGCCGGCCGGCCGCCCCGCCAAGGCGGGGGGCAAGGCGGAGAAGCAGCUCCUGGCGUCCCUGGAGUGGCUGGUGCCCAGCCGGCUCUCGCAGCUCCAGAGGCUGACCCUCCUCCACUGGAAGGCACAGGUACCCGCGGUGCUGAAGUUGGUCAGCGAGUUCUGCCCCCGGCUCAGCUUCCUGAAGCUCUCCGACUGCCACGGUGUGGGCCCUGCCGUGCUGGUCUCGCUCGCCAGAGCCUGUCCACAGCUCCACAGCCUGGACAUACAACACUCCACGGUGGAGGCCACGGGCGUUGUGAGCUUUCUGGAGGAGGUGGGGCCCCGGAUGCGCAGACUGUGGCUGACCUAUGGCCCCCAGACCACAGCCAUCCUGGGCGCCCUGCUGGGCAGCUGCUGCCCCCAGCUCCAGCUCCUGGAGGUGAGCUCCGGCAUCAGCGGCCACAGCACGCCGCUCCAGCUGCCCGUGGAGGCCCUGCAGAAAGGCUGUCCCCAGCUGCAGGUGCUGCGGUUGCUGAACCUGAUGUGGCUGCCCAAGCCCCCUGGGAGGGGGGCGCUGGGCCCCGGCUUCCCCGGCCUGGAGGAGCUCUGCCUCGCCAGCUCCAGCUGCAGCGUCGUGAGCAACGAGGUCCUGGCCCGCCUGCUGCACAGCUCCCCGCGCCUUCGCCUGCUAGACCUCCGCGGCUGCACCCGCGUCACACCCGCCGGCCUGCACGACCUGCCCUGUCAGGAGCUGGAGCAGCUCCACCUGGGCCUGUACGGCGCAUCAGACGGGCUAUCGCUGGCCAAGGAGGGCAGCCCCCUGCUCACCCACAGGUGGUGCCACAGCCUGCGGGAGCUGGACCUGAGUGGCCAGGGCUUCAGCGAGAAGGACCUGGAGCAGGCCCUUGCUGCCUUCUCGGGCACCACGGGCGGUGCCCACCCGGCCCUGUGCUCCCUCAGCCUCAGGGGCACCCGGGUCACACCGAGUGCCGUCAGCGCGGUCAUCAGCUGCUGCCCGGGCCUGAGCUACCUGAACCUGGAGGCCUGCCGCUGCCUGCCGCGCGGCCUGAAGAGGGCCCACCGCGGCGCCGAGGCCGUGCGCGCCUGCCUGCAGCGGCUCCUCGCCGGCCCCGCGUCCCCCAGCUAG
Talpa occidentalis (Iberian mole) is the source of this 1581-nucleotide messenger RNA. It is a transcript of the gene FBXL6, whose product is annotated as F-box and leucine rich repeat protein 6. Gene Ontology annotation, molecular function: protein binding. Gene Ontology annotation, cellular component: SCF ubiquitin ligase complex. Gene Ontology annotation, biological process: SCF-dependent proteasomal ubiquitin-dependent protein catabolic process. The record is from RefSeq and is a predicted model, not a curated record. Lineage: Eukaryota; Metazoa; Chordata; Mammalia; Eulipotyphla; Talpidae.